Messenger RNA from Acanthisitta chloris (rifleman), 344 nucleotides. RefSeq names its product tyrosine-protein phosphatase non-receptor type 14-like. Gene Ontology annotation, cellular component: cytoskeleton. The record is from RefSeq and is a predicted model, not a curated record. Gene Ontology annotation, biological process: lymphangiogenesis. Gene Ontology annotation, molecular function: protein tyrosine phosphatase activity. The transcript has 2 exons. The annotation marks the transcript as partial. NCBI's taxonomy places the organism in Eukaryota, Metazoa, Chordata, Aves, Passeriformes, Acanthisittidae.
AUGCCUUUCGGGCUGAAACUGCGACGGACCAGACGCUACAACGUCUUGAGCAAGAACUGCUUUGUGACCAGGAUCCGUCUGCUGGACAGCAAUGUGAUCGAGUGCACCCUCUCUGUGGAGAGCACAGGGCAGGAGUGCUUGGAAGCUGUUGCUCAGAGGCUGGAAUUACGUGAGACUCACUACUUCGGCCUUUGGUUUCUCAGCAAGAGCCAGCAAGACCGCUGGGUUGAACUGGAAAAACCUCUGAAGAAGCAGCUGGACAAAUUUGCCAAUGAGCCUUUGCUUUUCUUUGGGGUAAUGUUCUAUGUGCCCAGUGUUUCCCGACUGCAGCAGGAGGUAACAAG